UUUAAACGACUGUCUCAACAACACAUCGAUUCUAUUUUCUGUGUUUUUCUAAACUUUUUAUUGCCAUAAUACACAAGAUUUUCCAAUAUGGGGAAGGAUAAAGGAGGUGCUUUGACUCCUAAAGCGAUUGCUAAUCGAAUCAAGGCGAAAGGACUUCAGAAACUGCGCUGGUUUUGCCAGAUGUGUCAGAAGCAAUGCCGAGAUGAGAAUGGAUUCAAAUGUCACACAUCAUCAGAAUCACAUCAGAGACAGCUUCUUUUAUUUGCUGAUGAUCCUAAUAAGUUUAUUGAUUCAUUUUCAAAAGAAUUUCAAGACGAGUUUUUAACAUUAUUAAGAAGAAGAUGUGGUACUAAAAGAAUAAGUGCAAAUCAAAUAUAUCAAGAAUAUAUCAGUGACAGAUUACAUGUACACAUGAAUUCUACACAGUGGGAAACAUUAACAGAUUUUGUAAAAUGGCUUGGAAAAGAAGGGUUAUGUAAGGUGGACCAGACAGAAAAAGGUUGGUUUAUUACCUACAUAGACAGAGACCCUGAAGCUCUUGAACGACAAAAGGCUCUUGAAGCCAAGGAAAAAAUGGAGCUAGAUGAUGCUGAUAGGCAAGCCAAACUGCUCCAGAAACAAAUUGACCGGGAAUUAGAAAGAAAAAGAGAUGAGCCCCAGACUGUCUUCACUGAACUACAAAGGGAAAAUGAGGAGGAAAAAGUGGCAUUUAGCCUUGGUGGUGGUCUAAAGAAAACUGAUGAGCAACCCGGUCCCAGUGGCCUUUCAACGCAAAGUGCAACCACUGCAGAGGAAAGUACAAGGAAUGCCYUUGAAAGUGCAGCAUUAGCAGCAAAAGAAAAAGUUAAAGACAGAAGAACAGAAAAGGAAAAAGAAAGUAGAAAACGCAAGUCAGCCAUGGAAGAAAUCAUUGAGAUGGAAACAAUCAAAAAGGAAAAAAUAAGCAAAAAGGACUAUUGGUUGCACAAGGGAAUAAUUGUAAAAGUGAUGUACAAAAAGCUUGGCGAGAAAUAUUACAAAAAGAAAGGCGUGAUUAAGAGUGUCGAAGGUCGUUACGUUGCAGUGGUCAAGAUGCUUGAUUCUGGAGACGUCAUUAAAAUCGAUCAGCAGCACUUGGAAACCGUAAUCCCUGCCAUAGGAAAGAGCGUUCUUGUCGUGAAUGGUCCACAUCGAGGUCUAAUUGCCAAAAUGGUGUCACUAGACGAACGUACUUUCUCGGUUUCGAUUGAACUUAAAGAGGGCCCUCAGCGAGGACGCAUAAUCGAUAGGGUCGCCUACGAGGACAUUAGCAAGCUGGACAUCUAACAUCAUACUUAUUUAUAACAUUGACUAGUAAAAGAUUGGUCCUAACAGACCCUCCUCGUCCCAGUGCUUCUGGAUCUUGGACGCACACUGGGUAACUAGUCCUCACUUAAAUCAAACGAUACGAGAUUGGAGCGAUACAAAAGCAGAGAAAUCAACCAAGAAACAAACAGAAACAUUUCAUAGGGAAGAGCCAAGACUUGCAGCAGUGCAUAUUAAUUCAUCUGAAAGCGCAGGCUUUGUUUCUUUGUUAUAAAAUGAAAUCAGCCGGGAAAUCAGAUUAACUCUUCAUCUAACUACUAAUGUAAACGAGUACAUAUUAUACAUAGUCUGUCAAAUUUUAAAGAGAACAGUUUACAAUAUCAGGUGCACAUCCAUGUCUAUGUUUAUAUUAGAGUAAAGGAAUUAAUGUAAACCCCUAUUUAAUCAAAAAUUUCUUUAAAAAGGUUAGGCUCAAGUCAAACGUCGAACUUCGCAUGAACCUAACCUAACUGUAUUUGGGAUCGACUCAUAUAAUAAGUUUGACUGACUGAGUCAAACGUCGAACUUAUAUAUGUCGAUCUUAAAACAGAUAAAACCAAACGUCCUGUUUAAUGUCUAGAUGCAGUCAGCAGUUACACCAUCAUUAAUGCCAGUCCAUAAUCAAAUCAAGAGCUGCAGCAGUCAUGUCGAAAAAAAUUGUUAACGGCGCAUGCGUGGUGGCAAAGAAUAAUUAAAAUGAGAGCAAAA
This is a messenger RNA of Actinia tenebrosa (Australian red waratah sea anemone), 2031 nucleotides long. Its product is annotated as DNA/RNA-binding protein KIN17. Gene Ontology annotation, cellular component: nucleus. NCBI's taxonomy places the organism in Eukaryota, Metazoa, Cnidaria, Anthozoa, Actiniaria, Actiniidae. Gene Ontology annotation, biological process: DNA damage response; DNA replication. The record is from RefSeq and is a predicted model, not a curated record. Gene Ontology annotation, molecular function: double-stranded DNA binding.